CUCUUCCGGUUCGCUUCUCCCUCGUGAAGCAAUUAUGUCAGAAGAACUAAUCGACCAAUCACCACCGCCAUCGCUGCCGGACCCGGAGCCGAAUCCGAAUUCGGUAAUCCACCCUAGGCGGGAGCCGUUCGAGCACGGUCUCCUCCCGAUCCAGAAGCUCAUUUUCUCCGACCCGAUCCAAGCCCUAGGUCCGGUGAAGGAAAAGCUCGUGGCAGCUGCGUCGAACAACCGCGUCGGAUCGGCUGCGCUCUCCGACGCCCUCCAGAUAUCCGGCGACCAUGCCCGCCUCGUCCUCGAGACCCUCGCGUCGGUUCUCCACUCCGAUUCCGACCCUCUUGUUCUGGCCAAAGCUGAAGAAGUUGAUUCGGUCGGAGCUGAUUUGCGGGAUCUAAUUUUGUUCCUGUACAUUCAAUCGUAUAAGAAGUUGCUGCCUAGGCCGCACAAGGAUUCCGCCGCGGUUGCCGAUGUAUGGCCAUCCACUUCCGCUUUCGAUGGAUACUUGUCGGCGUUAUCGCCAAUUCAGCUUGUUCGUAGCAACAGCCGCCGCUUUAUGCCAUCACAAACUGAUGAAGAAGCACAUCAUUUAACAUAUCUGCAGAAGCAUUUGGCAAACAUUCUUUCUCUUCUUGCAGAACCAGUGGAAGCAGAAGGAGAUGAACCUUUGGUAUUGUCUAUGGAGGGUUUUGAGCACCUUGGUUUUCUGGUUCAGUUUGGGGAUAAGGGAUCUGAUGGAGCUCCCUUGGGCCAAGCUACUCCAUUUUUUGCAAAUUCAGAUCCUGAUAUGCCUGCUGUUCCUGCCUCUGCUUCCGAAGUGCAUGAUUGGCUGCUGCAAAAUAUAGCUUCCAGUUUAGAAAGCAUUACAGAAAGAAUUUCUGGGAAAGAGAAUGGGCUAUCGAAUGCCUCCAAUCAAGAUGAUGCAAUGUCUGAUGCUUGUGCAUCUGCAAAUAAAGCUUCACCUAGUGCUAGAGGCCCAUGUUUUAUAGAGGGAGUUUCUAAGACUUCAUUUGUUAAACAUGCCUCAGAUCUUAAAGGUACAUCUGUGAAGGUUGUCAAUUGUCAUGAUUCUGUGCUUUAUCUUUUAGCGCCGUUGAGGUAUGCAACUGUCUAUGGAUGUUCUGAUGCUACUAUAGUUCUGGGAUCUGUUGGCAAGGCAGUAAGAGUUGAGCACUGUGAGAGAGUGCAUAUAAUUGCAGCUUCCAAACGAAUUUGCAUAGCCAAUUGCCGUGAAUGUAUAUUCUUUUUGGGAGUCAAUCAGCGACCUCUUAUCGUUGGUGAUAACCACAAACUGCAGGUCGCCCCAUAUAAUACAUUUUAUUCUCACUUAGAAGAGCACAUGGCUGAAGUGGGGAUUGAGCCAACUAUCAACAAAUGGAACGAACCAUUGGCAUUAGGAGCAGUUGAUCCACAUGACUCGUUGUCACACCCUGCUGGUGUCUCUGAUGCACAGGCUGAGUCAGCUGCCUGUGUGGACCCUGACCAGUUCACUAACUUUUUGAUCCCAAAUUGGUUCGGGGGUCAGUCCGUUGGUUCAACGAAAGACAACCCAUUUCCACUACCAGAUGCUUAUAUGGCAACACAACAGAGAAAUCUGAAGAACUUGGAAGAAACGAGGCAAUCAUUAAGAGGCGCACCUCUCGAAGAAAACAGGAAACGGGAACUAUCAAGCGCACUCCAUCUAUAUUUCAAAGACUGGCUCUAUGCGACGGGAAAUAUCCGUCAGCUCUACUGCUUACAAGGUGACUGAUGAUACAACAGUGAUGGAUAUUGCCUCGUCCCGCCCAUGUAGAGCCAUCUCAAGAGUCCAUUUCCCUCUCUGCCGAUGAUCGUAAUGCUAAAAGAAUUUAGCCUGUCAUCGUCGUUGUCGGGGUCGGUAUGCAUCGUACAUGGCAUCCAUACUUAACACUGCACAUCACCCCCCCUCCUCUCAAGAGCUUUUUAGAUUUGUCUAUUUUUGUUGAUUUUAGCUUUCCACAUUUCAACCCCACUUUGCUGUCUCUCUCUCUCUUGAAAACCUAAUGCAAUGUCACCGAGAGUAUUGAUCCC
Molecule: messenger RNA, 2043 nt
Organism: Tarenaya hassleriana
Lineage: Eukaryota; Viridiplantae; Streptophyta; Magnoliopsida; Brassicales; Cleomaceae
Product: TBCC domain-containing protein 1-like
Exons: 9
Coding region: 35-1744 (569 amino acids)
Source: RefSeq, a predicted model, not a curated record